AUUCCUCUUUCUUACGUUACAAAAACUUUAUGGAUACCUUUAAGACUCUAUAUAUAUGUAAGCAUCUCCCUCAUCCUCUACACUACAUACCAUCCACUUAAUUUCAAAUCCCUCAAUUUUCUUUGCUUUUUAAUCAAAACCCUCUAAUUUUGAAACAACAUAUUGAAAAUGUCCACCAUUGUUUAUCAAGACUUACAAUUCAUUGAAUCAAAUACAAAUAAUCUUACUCUUAAAUUCAAUAAUAAUCCUCCAAAAUGUGAAAAAAUUAGUUUCAAAUCUUCAAGAAAUUGUAGUUGGAGUGAAAUUGAAUCAUUAUCAACCAUUAAACAUGACAAAAAUCAAGAAAUAUAUGUUCAUCCUCUACAUAAAAACUCAUCUUUCAAACUUAGUGAGAAAAGUUUGGAAAUGUGUACGGAAAGUUUAGGCAAUGAAACAGGGUGUUCUUCCAUGGAUAAUAGCUUCUUCCUCUUCCCGCUAUCAUCAUCAUCAGAUCAAAAAAUGUCACAAAAUUCCUCAUUAUUUUCAUCCUCAAUUACGACGAUAGAUCAAAAAGCGUCACAAAAGAAGAAGAAGAAGGAGGAAUUACCAUUAUUAACAAAAGAGAAUUUUCCGCCUCCAUUAACGACAAGAAAUGGUGAAAAUCUGAUCAAAAUUAGGUCACAUCGAGAACAAGGUAGAUUGGUGAUUGAAGCUAUUAAUUCUCCGCCAAAACGUUCGUAUAUGCAAUCCGAAAGAAUUAUUGGCAGACUUAAAUUAUCAUUAACGAAAGAUUAUUAUUUAAAUUACUGUUCGGAAAUUGACGUAAUUAAUAAAGACGAAGAGAACAGAGGUGAAAAGUGUCAAAAUACGAAAAAUGAAGCGACGGAGAAGGAAAGUGUGGAGAAAAGUGUCGAAAAGGAAGCGUCAGAAGGAAGAGAUUAUUUAUUAUUAGAAAAUGAUAAGAAUAAGAAUAGUAAUUGCAUGACAGAUAGUAUAAGUGUCGAAUUUGGUGUAAAAUUGGGUUUGGGAAAUUUACAAAGGCUUAGAAGAUGCAAAGAAGGAAGUCAUGGGAAUAAGAGAUUAAUUAAUUGGGAACCUUUUUGGGUGGUUACUUAAAAAAAUAGACACAAAUAUUUAAAAAAUUGAUGGUUACUUUUUAAUGUAAUCUUGUCUCUCCUAGUUUUAGGUUUGUUCAUGUACUUAAUAUAUUAUUAUAUAACUCUACAUGAUUCAAACCAAUUAUUCCA
Messenger RNA from Amaranthus tricolor (Joseph's coat), 1226 nucleotides. RefSeq names its product protein FANTASTIC FOUR 3-like. Bases 169 to 1095 code for a protein of 308 amino acids. NCBI's taxonomy places the organism in Eukaryota, Viridiplantae, Streptophyta, Magnoliopsida, Caryophyllales, Amaranthaceae. The transcript has a single exon. The record is from RefSeq and is a predicted model, not a curated record.